UAUGAAAUCUGUCAAAACACCGUGAAGAAAGCAGUUCACUGAUACUUUCCAAUCUGAGAGCAAGGAUGGCUUUGGCGAAUGUUCUAACUUUAAGCCAAAUUGCAGGACAUGUCAUCCUCUUUAUCCUUUCUCUAUGCAUGAUCAUACCGAUGACCAUGCACCUCCACGAGUUUAGUGGACAUUGUUUAUUGUUUGCCACCGGAAAAUGGAGAGAGGAUGACGGUCUGUUCGAUGCUAGGUGGGCCUCAGUUAGUUUUUGCGAGUUUCCGAUUGUGACGGGAGGUUUCCUAUUCCUUGUGUCUGCGGGGCAAAUUUACAGGUACUCUCGCUUGGCGUACAAAGAGGAAGAGAGCUCCUUCCUAGGACUAUUCCUAGACGUUAUGGUUGGCAUCAUUAUGUUGACGAUGUCGGUCAUCUCAGCUAUAAUGAUCACUUUGGGCUUUAUUGUGUGGUGUUCAGACAUGACCGAACGGUUCCCUUCGUGCGAAAUUGCUGCCGGCCAGAACAUUACACGGGAAGAGGAGAAAAUUGACACUUCGGGAUUCUACGUUGAAAUGGGAACAGCCCAAUUCGGAGCUUGGGGAGCUUUCGCAACGGCUGUUGGCGUGGCGGUUAUCGCACUCCUGAAACUAAUCAACAAUCACCAGAUUCAAAACAUGAAGGUAUCAAUGUACCUGGAAAGGCAGAGGUUGGUUAACGAAUAUGCACAAGGUGGCAGCGGCGAUGGCCAGACGACGCCUCCGACUGAACGAGCGCAAAGUGACUGAACAGGUUCUUGGGAUUUAGGAAGUCUUCUACGGAAGUAGAAGCCUUUACUUAUUGCAAUUCCAUAAUCUAUUAUAUUUGUUUAUACGUAUCUUUACAAUUUAUUUUACCUUGUAUUUUAAGCGGUUAAACUAUACAAGUAUUAGGAAAAAUCUCGUUAGGCUGAUGAACAUAUUAAUAUUAAUGUGAUUGUGAUUUAUAACAUAUGCAGAAUAUAUCUGACAUUUAAAUUGUCCAAAAA
Hermetia illucens (black soldier fly) is the source of this 1006-nucleotide messenger RNA. Its product is annotated as transmembrane protein 179. The record is from RefSeq and is a predicted model, not a curated record. The coding region runs from base 66 to 767 and encodes 233 amino acids. The transcript has 4 exons. Lineage: Eukaryota; Metazoa; Arthropoda; Insecta; Diptera; Stratiomyidae.